Linum tenue is the source of this 267-nucleotide messenger RNA. NCBI's taxonomy places the organism in Eukaryota, Viridiplantae, Streptophyta, Magnoliopsida, Malpighiales, Linaceae. The record is from the annotation of a GenBank genome assembly.
AUGGAUUUCAGUCACAACAAGUUAUCAGGGCCAAUCACACCUGAUAUCAGUCAAUGCAAGCUGUUGACGUUCGUGGAUCUGAGUCGAAACCAACUCUCCGGUGAAAUUCCGAAUGAGAUUACAACAAUCAGGAUCUUGAACUACCUGAAUGUAUCGAGAAACAAUCUCAUCGGUAGCAUUCCUCCACCCAUUCCCACUAUGCAGAGCUUAACAUCUGUUGAUUUCUCUUACAACAAUCUCUCUGGUUUAGUCCCUGGUACUGGCUAG